Musa acuminata AAA Group (dessert banana) is the source of this 1967-nucleotide messenger RNA. Its product is annotated as hsp70-Hsp90 organizing protein. The coding region runs from base 78 to 1805 and encodes 575 amino acids. The transcript has 7 exons. The record is from RefSeq and is a predicted model, not a curated record. NCBI's taxonomy places the organism in Eukaryota, Viridiplantae, Streptophyta, Magnoliopsida, Zingiberales, Musaceae. Gene Ontology annotation, molecular function: Hsp90 protein binding.
UGUUCUCGGUCUCAUCCCUCCGCCUCCGAUAUUACAUAGGCACAUCGGGAGCCGCCACUCUCUUCGUUCCCCCUUCCAUGGCCGAGGACGCGAAAGCCAAGGGCAACGCGGCCUUCGCUGCCGGCCGGUUCGACGAAGCUGUCCGCCACUUCUCUGAGGCCAUCGACCUCGCCCCCGCCAACCACGUCCUCUACUCCAACCGCUCCGCCGCCUACGCCUCCCUCCAGCGCUACGAUGCCGCCCUCGCCGACGCCCGCAAGACCGUCGAGCUCAAGCCUGAUUGGGCCAAGGGCUACGGCCGCCUCGGAGCGGCCCACCUCGGUCUCAGCGACGCCGAGCAGGCUGUCGCCGCCUACGAGAAGGGCCUCGAGCUCGAUCCCGCUAACCAGGCGCUCAAGGCCGGUCUCGCUGAUGCCCGCACUGCCGCCUCUCGUUCUCGGGGUCCCCCGCCGCAGGGAGCUUCUCCUUUCGGCAAGAUCUUUCAGGGGCCGGAGUUGUGGGCGAAGCUGACGGCGGAUCCGACUACCAGGAGCUACCUGCAACAACCGGAUUUUGUCAAGAUGAUCCAGGACAUCCAGAAGAACCCUAACAACAUCAACAUGUAUCUCUCGGAUCCGAGGAUGAUGCAGGUGAUUGGGGUUCUUCUCAAUGUCAAGAUGAGGGCACCCACGGAUGAGAUGGCGAGUGAAUCUCCCGAGUCAGAGCAGGCGAAGCCCCAGCCGGAGCCAGCAAAGAAGGCACCAGAACCGGAGCCGGAGCCAGAGCCCAUGGAGGUGGCCGAAGAGGAAACCGGGGCUAAGAGGAGGAAGGCCGAGGCACUGAAGGAGAAGGAAUUAGGGAAUGCUGCUUACAAGAAAAAAGACUUUGAGACGGCGAUUCAGCAUUAUACUCUAGCAAUGGAGCUUGACGAUGGGGACAUUUCUUACCUCACUAACAGAGCUGCUGUUUACUUGGAGAUGGGAAAGUACCAAGAAUGUAUAAAGGAUUGUGAUAAAGCUGUUGAACGAGGCAGAGAGCUUCAUUCCGACUUCAAAAUGAUUGCAAGAGCAUUGACCAGGAAAGGUACUGCACUUGUGAAGCUUGCCAAAUGCUCCAAGGACUAUGAACCUGCCAUUGAGACUUUCCAAAAAGCCCUAACUGAGCACCGUAACCCUGACACUUUGAAAAAGCUCAAUGAUGCUGAGAGGGCAAAGAAAGAAUUAGAGCAACAAGAAUACUUUGAUCCAAAAAUAGCUGAUGAGGAACGUGAGAAAGGCAAUGAGCUUUUCAAGCAGCAAAAGUAUCCAGAAGCAGUACAACAUUAUACUGAAGCUCUAAAGAGGAACCCAAAGGAUCCAAAGGUAUACAGCAAUAGAGCUGCAUGCUACACAAAGCUGGGUGCUUUGCCCGAAGGUCUAAAGGAUGCAGAGAAGUGCAUCGACCUGGAUCCGUCCUUUUCCAAAGGAUACACAAGGAAAGGUGCGGUCCAAUUUUUUAUGAAAGAAUAUGACAAGGCAUUAGAAACAUAUCAGGAGGGCUUGAAACACGACCCAAACAAUCAGGAGUUAAUGGAUGGUGUCAGGAGUUGCGUUGAACAGAUCAAUAAGACAAACAGAGGGGACAUUAGUCCAGAGGAGUUAAAAGAGAGACAGGCAAAGGCCAUGCAGGACCCAGAAAUACAAAACAUUCUAACAGAUCCUGUAAUGCGACAGGUGUUGAUCGACUUCCAAGAGAACCCCAAGGCUGCACAGGAGCACCUCAAGAACCCCCAGGUAAUGCACAAGAUUCAAAAGCUUGUGAGCGCGGGGAUCGUGCAAAUGAGAUAGAAGGCCAACCUUCGGGGACGGAUGUGUUUGAUGUGUUCCCUUUCAGAUGGAAAAGUUUGGAUGAACCUUUUGAGUCUGGUAUUACUUAUGAACAUAAUACUUGCACUUGAUGAUGUCUUUCAAGAUAAUUGUUUCAGUGACCAGACUGUGGUGAUUUCUCAA